This is a messenger RNA of Chlamydomonas reinhardtii, 2373 nucleotides long. RefSeq lists its product as uncharacterized. The transcript has 5 exons. Lineage: Eukaryota; Viridiplantae; Chlorophyta; Chlorophyceae; Chlamydomonadales; Chlamydomonadaceae. Gene Ontology annotation, biological process: positive regulation of proteasomal ubiquitin-dependent protein catabolic process; protein polyubiquitination; ubiquitin-dependent protein catabolic process. Gene Ontology annotation, molecular function: zinc ion binding; ubiquitin conjugating enzyme binding; ubiquitin protein ligase activity. The coding region runs from base 99 to 1826 and encodes 575 amino acids. The record is from RefSeq and is a predicted model, not a curated record. Gene Ontology annotation, cellular component: cytoplasm; ubiquitin ligase complex.
CAUCCUGACCGAAACACGCAUGCACUCGGUGAACGCCUUUUGACAGGCUUGCACUAGCAUCAGCGCUUUCGCCUUUCAGCCUCGGUUUUCUGUCCAUCAUGGCUGCACUAGUUGAUGCAAGCUUGCGAGAAUCUGAGCUUCUUGCACUGCGGCUUCAGGAGCAGGAGCUGCAAGAGCAACAGGAUGCCCUUCUCGCUCAGCGGCUCGCUCUCGCCUGGGUUCACGCACCGGACGACGAAGUCGAGAUUGUCAAAGAGGUCACUGCGGUUGAUGAAGACCCUGACGUCCGCAUCGUGUCGGAACAGCUAGCCAGCGUGCGGGACAUGCAAAGCAAGCUGGUAGCGGAGCAGCUGCGGCAGAGCGCCGCCGCGGACGCCGCCGCGCAGCGGCAGUCGGUAGCGGUCGCGUGGGAUCUCGAGGAGCAGGACAAGAUCAACGCACGCAUCGCACAGCACGACCGGGCGUUCGCGCAGCGGCUGGCGUCCGUCGACCCGUAUACCUGGCAGCAUGUCGGGGACGAGAUUGAGGAGCCGAUUGAGGUCGACCCGCCCCGCAAGCGCCCGUGCCGCGGCGGGCCAGCGGGCGUUGAGAGGGGCGGGCCGGGGGCUGCGGGCAGCGCGGCGGGCGGGCCGGCGGGCCGGUCGGCGGCUGGCGGCGCAGCGGGGCCGUCCUCGACCACAGGCGGGACUCCGAGCAGCCGCAUGAGCACUCGCAGCCAGCAGGCGGCUCCGCCUGGUGGCGGCGCCGCUGGGCCCUCUGCCACCACCUCGCGUCACAGUGGCGGUGCUUCUGGCAGCGGGGCCAGUGGUAGUGGCGGCGCCGCCGGCCCCUCUCGCGGCGCUGCUGCGGCUGGCGGUUCAGCUGCGGUGCCGCCGCCGGCUGCAGCCGCCGGGAAGCGGGGCGCCACCGCGGAGUGCCUCAGCUGCUGCGACCGCUUUUCACUGGACCAGGUCACGUGCGCCGGCGCGGACGGGGCGUCUGGCAGCAGCGGCGCCGCGGGCUGCGGGCAUAACUUCUGCCGCGGCUGCCUGACCUCCUAUGUGCGUGGUGUGGUGCGGGACCGCAAGUUUCCUGUUCUUUGCCCCAUGAGCGCCGGCGGCGUGGGCGCGGCCGGCGGCUGCAAGCAGCAGCUGUCGCGCGAUGCGGCGCGGUACGCACUUCGCGGAUAUCCCAAGGACCUGCAGGCCUUUGACAUGAUGGAGGCUGAGAGCGGCAUCGCGGAGGACCUGCGCAUCUACUGCCCGCACAAGUCCUGCUCAGUCCUCCUGAUCAAGCCCGAGGAGCAUGACAUCCCCGAUGACAAACCCAUGUCCUGCCCCGCCUGCGGCCGCGCCUUCUGCGUGCGCUGCCGCAUCCCCGGCUGGCACAAGGGCUACAGCUGCGCUCAGUUCCAGGCGCUGCCGGCGCACCUGCGCUCCGCCGAGGACGCGGCCAUGCUGGCGCUGUCGGCGCAGCACCGCUGGAAGCAGUGCCCGCAGUGCCAGCUCAUGGUGGAGCGCUCCGAGGGCUGCAACCACAUGCAGUGCCGCUGCAGCUGCGACUUCUGCUACGCCUGCGGCAAGAAGUACAAGAAUAAGGAGCCCACGGCGGACAACGUGCACGGCACGCCGGCGUGCGAGUGCAAGCUGUUCGACGUGCCGGAGGAGGAGGAGGCCGAGGGCGGCGCGGCGGGCGGCGCGGCGGGCGAGGAGGAGCCGGUGCGGCCGGUGCCAUGGCGCGGCGGGCGCCAGGUGAGCCGGCGGCGGUGCCGCUUCGCGGCCUCCAUCCACGACUGCCCGCACCGCUUCAAGUGCUGGUUCCGGCACCAGGAGGAUGGCAACUUCUGAGGUGGGGGCGGGCUGGCACUGCGGUGUGUACAUUGGAACACCAAACACGUUGGCGUUGCUCCUAGCACGUUGGCGGUGCGGUUAAAGCGUUGAGGGAUGUAGUACGAGUCAAUCUGUGGGUGGCUAAACUGGGCGUUUGUGUUGCCGAGAUGUACCGUACGGGUGUUGCAGCUGCUUGCGGGGCGCAACAGGAUGGAGGAUGUGCGCUUAUCGGACACAGGGAAAACAAGGAUGUGCGUGUUGUGCAUCAGCUGGCUGGCGAAGCCUAGUGCGGAGGCGUCUUGGCCAGUGAAGUCGAGUGUCAUGACCUGGCGCGUGUGCGCGAGCAACGUGUGUGCACAUGCGUCGUCGUGUGCCACAUCUACGGCGAUGUUACGGCGGUUAUACGGUAUGGUCAUGAGCAUCACACAGCACAGGCUUCGGUGGGAUACCGGUACUGGUGCCGGCGAAGGGGCCAGUCAGUCUCAAAGUUCUUGGGCAAAUGUGAAGCAGCUAUUGGCUUCGGCCUUUUGCUUCCAAGUGUUCCCUCAUGUUAGCCGUCUGCCAG